Molecule: messenger RNA, 3835 nt
Organism: Pecten maximus
Lineage: Eukaryota; Metazoa; Mollusca; Bivalvia; Pectinida; Pectinidae
Product: acetylcholine receptor subunit beta-type unc-29-like
Exons: 2
Coding region: 9-1253 (414 amino acids)
Biological process (GO): regulation of membrane potential; nervous system process; monoatomic ion transmembrane transport
Cellular component (GO): neuron projection; membrane; synapse
Molecular function (GO): extracellular ligand-gated monoatomic ion channel activity; neurotransmitter receptor activity; transmembrane signaling receptor activity
Source: RefSeq, a predicted model, not a curated record
ACUCAGUAAUGGCGGACUCAAUCAUUUCUAUAUUACCCAUACAUGUGCUGAUGCUGAUGGGUGUCUUAACCACAAUGGCGAGCGCUGAAAGUAGUAUGGACCGGUCACGACUUCACAAAUCCUUGUUACAGGAAGCUUAUGACACGACUGUCUACCCUGGAUCCACCGAUAGUCCGUUUCAGGUCAGUAUGGACUUCCGCUUGACAGCCUUUCACGACUUCGACGAAAAGGAGGGUCGUUUUGAAGUUGCCGGAUUCCUUAUAACAAAAUGGAAUGACGAACGACUGGUUUGGGACCCUAGUGACUUUGGUCAAAUAUCUUCGACACAGCUACCUCAGAGUCGGGUGUGGACCCCUAGUUUGGUUGUGUGGAACACUCACGCACGGAUUCGACCGUUCGGAUUCGACACAUUACCCGUUCGAUUUAACCAGUCUGGGGAUGCUGUAUGGGAACCAGGGGACGUGUUUGAGACAAGUUGUGACGCAAAGAUUAGCAAAUUCCCUUUUGACGUCCAAACAUGCACGAUAGACAUUUUCCCGUAUGGUAACUUAGAAAACGAAAUUAAUUUUACAUCUACAGGAAUUGAUCAAUCUAAUUACGAAAAGAAUGGUGUAUGGGAUAUCGUCACUAUAAGUAUUUUUGAAGUUCAAGGCCAUGCUGGAAAUGGAGGGAAGGUUAUGAUAGAGAUACAGUUUAAGAGACGAUCUAGCUAUCAUAUCAUAAAUAUCCUCGUUCCAUUAAUCAUUAUGAGUCUUCUGAACAUACUGGCGUUCAUUAUUCCAGGAGAUAGCAGCUGUAGAGUGGACUAUGCAGUGACAAUGCUAUUGACUUUGUCAGUUUUUCUGACAACGGUCUCGGAUAUACUUCCGGAUUCGUCACUAGACGAAAUCUCGUAUAUUUCAGUAUUUGUCCUUGUUCAGAUACUAACAAGCUCCCUGAUACUUGCGUGUGCAAUUGUAAGCUUUUCUGUGGGGUCACACAGCAAGACCAGUCUUCGAGUAUUAGCUUCCGUUUUGAAGCCAUUCAUGGGUGUCGUAAACGUGGACGGAAAUGAGAAACAGGAAGUACCUCCAACGGGUACAGAUUUAGAAUCGCCAGACGGAGGCAACGACCUGGCUCGUGAAGGGAGUGGCCAAUCACUGGAGACUCAGAUUAAGGACGUUUCAACAGUAUUUGAUUAUGUCUGCAUUGUCUUGUUCUCUUUCGAAGUCGUUAUUGUCAAUCUGGUUUUCUUCGUUAUAACAAAUGUGUAGUUGAAUAACUGACAAUAAAAAGAGUCAGGCUAGGUAGUGAUUUAUUUACUGAGGAUAUCAACUUUUGCUCAAAAAGGACCUUUAUAGUAAAACUACUUUAGUAUGUAUGUUCUGAAACACAGAAUAAUUAACUAUAUCAUUACUUUUUCACAUGCAAUGUUGUUUUAUUUGACAUUUUUAAAUGUGUAAAAACCCUAUUUCAGUAUCACUUUUUUUGUGACUCUAGGUAACUUAUGUAUUAACUAUCACUCACUUAAAAUAGUUUUUUUAAGUUUCAAACUCAGAAAACCUACAAAAACAACAAAAUUCGAACGUAAUAUGCAAGAAGUCAUAUUGAAAUUAUAAUGAGUUAUCGUUCUAGAACCGUACUUUUUUCAUUUGAGUCGUUUUGCAGUAAGCUUGGUAAGUAACGCUACGAAAACGUCUACAGCAAGCGAAUUCGAUAGAAUUUUAAUCUUAUGUAAAGAUCAAAUGAAUUGUUGUAUAUUUGGGGUUAUGCAUAAGGUUAUGCACAAAACUUGGAGGAACCACAUCAAAACAUAAAUCAGCACAAACAGGAAAAAGAGAUACGCACAACACCAGAUAUCAGCAUGUGUUUAGCAGAUUCCUUUUCCUAAAAUAACCCACCAAUAAAUUAAACAGAUGAUUCCACCGGGAGGUAUACUAAGAUCAUCCAGAUGUAUUUAUACAAGAUAAAUCACGGGGGUAUUAAUGAUAUAAAAAUUACAUCACACACAUUUACAAUUUCUCAAGUUGAUUUGUUUCACAUUCACUGCCGUUCUCAACAUCAAGUCAUGCACUGGCAUAAUGUUAAAAAAUAUAUAAUGAUAAAAAAAAAUCCGGCGAUGAGUUGAACAGGCUUUAGAACGUUACAUUUUUGUUACAUGGUUCGGUUUGUCAUCUUUUAGAAUAAUUUUCGUAUUUUGUUGUAGGAGAGAUUUUUCAUAAAGACAGCGAAUUGCGUUGUGUUCUUGUACUUACCAUUUGCAUACACCGAGAGAAUAGGGUAACGACGGGUAACGAAUUCACAUUUAAAUGUUAAAUCAACGUUCAUACUAGGGUACAUACUGUUCUCCCAACAUGUAACCAUGGUGACUGGAUACGUUAGCUUUAGACACGCCCCCAACGUGACGUGAUUGAUAGUUAUUUAUAUGUUUUCACACGUAUAGGUAGACUGUAUAACAUAAAACGUUCGAACAUUAAUAAAAUUAAUAUUGUUUUCUGUAUAAUUGUUAUAUUAUUGAUGCAUCGGCUAAUUAUCCAAGAAAGUUUGUACCUACGAAAUAAUUCGAAGGCACCAAACCUCGAAAGAAAGUACUCACGAACAUUUUAUGUUAUACAGUAAAACGCACUCUCUCGCGAUGUGUAACUAUGGUGACUUGCUUUGUUAUUUAGUUAUGUAUCAUCACGGUUUGUAGCCAUGGUGACGGGAUACGUUAGUAACUGUUCCUUCAUGUCAGGUUACCAUGGUAACAGGUUAGGUAAGUUAUUUACUCUCAAAAUGGUUGUACAUUUUUAGCGUAAUAUGUUAAUCAAAUAUACCCUCAGCGUUGUUUAACUAUGUAGACUGAAUAUAUAAGUUGUAUGUACUCUUAUGCUAGUUACAUCUAUACUCUAUCUGAACUGUAAUGUAAUGCACUAUAUUAUAAAGGAGGAAUGAGAUUAUACAUGUCUAGACCACAGGCGUCUGCUUCUUGUUAAAACAAAUAUUAGUAUAGUAGGAGCAUUGGCUUAUAUUUUCCCAACUAUAGAAGGAGUAGGGGCUUAUAGUUUUCCUUCAAUAGUAGGAGUAGGGGCCUAUAUUUUUUCCUACUGCAGUAGGAGUGCGGCUUAGAUUGUUCCUACCAUACUAGGAGUACAGCAGGGACUAAUAUUUUUCUUAUAAAUACUAACCAGGAGCAGACGCUUGUGUCUAGACUCUUAUCCCUAACUUUGUAAAGAAUUAUCGAGCUCUGUUCUUCAAAUAUCUAAUGAAUCGUAAGAAUAGUAGCAGGGAGCAUAAAUAAAAUAUACGGCUAUGAUUAUUCAGUUCUAUGGUUUGGCUGUGACAGAGAGAUUUCUGUAGAGUGCGGCUGAAGGCUGGAGGGGUUGUCUCCCCUUGGCGAGAAAAACAGAAACAAUAUGCCAAACUCCAGAUACACUGGAUAAAUGUAUUCCAAAAUCUCUGGUCGAGUAGUAGCCGAAAUAUGAGAUCACAUAGAUACAUCUCAGCCGGAUAGGUUUGCGUUGUAUUUCUACCUUUAAUAUGUUAGUUUUGUUAUUUUGAGUCCUAAAUAUAAUAUAUUAUUUUUGUUUUCCUGGGUCCAACCUUUAUGAUAUUAUUAAUUUUGUAAUAAUUAAUAUGCAGUUUUACUAGAACGGUGUAUAUUUCCACUCCAUGACAUUUACCUACAACAUUGGAAAGUUGUGGUCGCACAAAGCUCUGAAUAUGUCCUCUUCUGGACUUGGUAUGGAUUGUCAUUUUUGAUAGCUUUAUUUUAAUUUUAAAUUAACUCAUUCGUAUUGAUAUCGAUUGACACUUCUGCAAUGUUCAAUAAGUUUGAAUUAUAGUGUUCUUUAAUACAGGUACAAUAACCUGGAUA